UUUUCUUCUCUCGGGCCCCGGGAGUCCCCGCCGGGGUGACUGUGCCAUGGCGAGUGAGGUGAUUGAGGAUGAGCAGCGCUUCUAUGCCAAGGCCAAGACUUACUGGCAGGAAAUCCCACCCACAGUGGAUGGCAUGCUGGGGGGGUAUGGCCACAUCUCAGCCAUUGACAUCAACAGCUCCCGAAAAUUCCUGCAGCGAUUCCUCAGGGAAGGCCCGAACAAGACGGGCACAUCGUAUGCCCUGGACUGCGGUGCGGGCAUCGGCAGGAUCACCAAGCGGCUGCUCCUGCCGCUCUUUGAAGUGGUGGACAUGGUGGACGUGACCCAGGAUUUCCUAGUAACGGCCAAGACCUACCUGGGUGAGGAGGGCAAGAGGGUGCGCAACUACUUCUGCUGUGGCCUGCAGGACUUCAGCCCUGAGCCCGGCGCCUAUGAUGUCAUCUGGAUCCAAUGGGUGAUCGGACACCUGACCGACCAGCACCUGGCCCAGUUCCUGCGGCGCUGCCAGCGUGGCCUGCGCCCCAACGGGCUAGUGGUCAUCAAGGAUAACAUGGCCCAGGACGGGGUGAUCCUGGAUGACGUGGACAGCAGUGUGUGCCGUGACCUAGAUGUGGUGCACGGCAUCAUCCGCAGCGCGGGCCUCAGCCUGCUGGCGCAGGAGCGGCAGGAGAACCUCCCAGAGGAGAUCUACCAUGUCUACAGCCUGGCACUGAGAUGAGGGCCCGAGUGGGCUGCCAAUACAGCGCUGCGAACUGGACUGGACACUCUUCUUCCACAUCCACAUGCGCGGUGGGAUGCAGGGAGGGCACGGUGGUGUGUGGCCAGACUCCCCUGCAGGGCCCAUGUGCCCUGGUCCCUCGGAGGAAGGUCAGGACUCAUGUUGAAGCACUGCUCAGGGAAGGGAGAGGUCAACUACGCUCCCCAGGGGCAUUGUGUGUGUGUGUGGUUUGUGGGGACACGGGCCCCCUGGGAUCAUCCUGGGAGCCUGCACUGGGGGCAAGGCAGCUUUAUGCAGCCUCCCAAGGUGUGUUUUUGCUGACAAAUAAAAGGGUGAACCCUGUGUUAUCAGGGAUCUCCCCAGUCUGGAAG
This is a messenger RNA of Suncus etruscus (white-toothed pygmy shrew), 1089 nucleotides long. RefSeq names its product N-terminal Xaa-Pro-Lys N-methyltransferase 1 (gene NTMT1). The record is from RefSeq and is a predicted model, not a curated record. The transcript is spliced from 4 exons. Gene Ontology annotation, molecular function: N-terminal protein N-methyltransferase activity. The coding region runs from base 47 to 718 and encodes 223 amino acids. Gene Ontology annotation, cellular component: cytoplasm. Lineage: Eukaryota; Metazoa; Chordata; Mammalia; Eulipotyphla; Soricidae.